CCCUCCAGUGGAAAAGGAUGACCUACCUGGGGGAGCACAGCCAGCUAGGGAUGUAACUAAGUCUAGAAGACUUUUGACUCCCACACUCUUGCCUGCUCCGCUGCAAUGUCCUCUUGAUACAGCAGAAGGCAUUUUUUGCACUUUCAGACAGUGACAUGAGAGUAGUGUCACACCCCACACUUGCAGAUGUCUCUAAGCUAAGUUUACCUGGAUUUUUUCUAGAUGCACCUAAUAAACAGUCUUUUUUUGUUUUUAAACCCUCACCUUCCAUCUUGGAAUCAAUACUGUGUAUUGGUUCCAAGGCAGAAGAGUGGUAAGGGCUAGGCAAUGGGGGUCAAGUGACUUGCCCAGGGUCACACAGCUGGGAAGUGUCCAAGGUCAGAUUUGAACCCAGGACCUCCUCUCUCUAGGCCUGGCUCUCAAUCCACUGAGCUACCCAGCUACCCCCUAAUAAACAGUCUUAAACCUGAAAUCUGACAAGAUUUUUCCAGUCAGGGACCUUAUAUGUUUGUGCAUAUCAAGAAAGUCUUUUCUCUCCUAAUUGAGUUCACAUUGUUUUUUACCUUUUAACAUUUACCUUUUUAAUCAUAGAGAUAAUUGGAUACACAUACAUAAAUAGGAGAAUUUUGCAUAUAUAAGGAAAAUAAAAAUUAGGUGGUACAGUGGUGAUGUUAUAGAAGUGUAAUUAGCUUAGUAAAAAGAGUGUAGAUUUGACUUAUGAAAGGGAUCAGAAAAAUAAGGGUUUGACCCCUUAUAACAGUGGAAAAUCAGAUGAUAAUUUCACAAAUGAAAACCUAUGCUGUGAUAACAUCAAAGAUGGUACUUCAAAGUGCAUGAUGUGAAAUCUCUAUUCCCAGUGUAGGAUAGAAUGAAAAAAUACAAAUUUGAGUGUUGGAGAGGACCCAGAGCAGCCUAUAGUCUAGGAUAGAGCAUGAAUAUGAAGGGUAUCCCCGUAGUAAUGCAUCUGACAAGUGAUCAUCCCACCUUAGAACAUGAAUUCUGUCACUCUUUUUUGAAGUGUGUAUGUUAACAUGAGGGAAAUGAGUCCCAUUUUCUCUACUUCCCAUAUGUUCAUUCUCUCAUCCCUUGGAUUGUUUCUUUUAUUUGUCUUGUUCUACCAGCCUGGGUCUAAAUCUAGGCUCAGUUUGUCACUUUUCUUAGAAAGCAGCACGUCUCCACAGUCACUCCAAGCAAGUUUGGACUUUCCUAAGCUAUUUAUUCAGGGUUUCCUCUUUAGACCUUGCCUCAUUCGAAGCAUUUAUAAUUUCCCAGAUAGCAUUGCAUUAACAUGGUUUUAAUAUAUCUUUGAAAUCAAGGCAGUGGUUUUCACAAGCUUUAAGCUGUAGAUAUUCAGAACUUUCUGUUUGAGUUUUUAUUUUCUAUUCCAACUCAGAAAGGGCUGUUUAGUGUUGCUGUGAGGAUAGAACAUAGAUUGCUAAGAGAGCCCGCAAACUGGUUGGUCUUUGGAAAUGUCUAGCCAGUUAGUGCUGCAUAUGGAAGGUAGGGUGAAAAGGAUAUUUGACUCCCAAAUCCAGGAGAAAUAGAGAGUCCUUUAGGUCUCAGUGAGGAGUGGCUUUUCUCGAGAGAAUGAAAUCGUUCUUGUGGAGCUUUGCUGGCCCCCAUUUGUCUUAUGUUUAUGUCCCAUCAUUUGAGAUCACCAGGGGAUUGUGCCUUUGUCAAAAGCUUGAGAAAAGAGGUGGCAGCCAGUACCUAUAGGAAGAAUUCAGUGUCCUGCUGCCAUGGCCUGGCCUUGGUUUACAGAGUAAAUGCCUUAAAAUGCAAACGUGUCUUCUGUUCCCAGUUUCCGUAGCCAUUUGGACCGGAAUGAUUCACCAAACUACUUCAGGUGUAUAGAGUUGUCAUUUUAACAUCACCAUAAUUAGCGAGUGCAAGUUUGACCGUCCCAAUUUUAAUUGGCUUGUUUUAGGCGCUUUUCUCACAUCGAGGUUGUCUUCAUCUCUUUGGAGCCUUUUGUACUCUUCUAAUUAAGUAGUAGCUAAGUAGGUUUCAGUAACCUAUAAAUUUCUUGGUUACAGCCGAAGACAGCGUGUGAUGUAUUUGAACCUACUUAAUGAGGCUGACUAACCUGUGCCAUAUUAGAUGUAAAGAUGGCUUCUUGACCUAUAAACCUUGAUAAUAAAUAUUAGAAGUACAUUUGUUCUGCAUUUCUCCACUCUAGUAAUUUAAAUAAUUUUGCUUCAAAAUAAUCUUGAAGGAACAACACAUUUGGGACUUGGUUUAAAAAUUAGCUUCUUCCAACUACUCUUAAUAUGCUGUUCACGUGGCUUUUACUUUUCUCUUUGAUGCUUUUCUUAAAUGGAUAGCUACGGCAUUUUCUUAAUGAGUUAAAAGUUUGUUAUCAUUUGUGCUAAUAAGUCCAAGAAGAUAUCCUCGUUCAAACAAAGCCUGUAGUUGUCUAGACCUGUCUAGACCUGUGGUUGUAGUAUUUAAGCUUAACUUCUUGUGUGAAUGAACCUCUGGUUUUGUAUAAAAUAUGUCUGUGGUAAAUGAGGCCGACUGAGAGGAGAGGCUUAUUGGUGAUAGGAUUAAAAAGUUAAAGGUCAGAAAUGAUUCUGCUACCAUAGUCUGUAACUCAGAAUUAGAUGGGUUUUGUUUUUCCCUUUCAAUAAAAAAUUGGAAUUCUGGGUCAGCGUACUGAAUAAAGAGGAUGACGUGCAACUGAAUCAUUUCCCAAACUCACCGACUGUUUUCAUGGUGGCUCAAAGGGCUAUUACUGUGCUGUAAAACUGGCAGAUGAGACUUGCAAUUUCACUUCUUUCCUCUUGGGUUCCAUGGCCAGGUGUUGGAGAUAAAGGAAACGGUGAAGUGAGUGAUGUGUCUUUGAUCUUUUCCUUCCAGAAUGAUCUUCAGGAAUUAUAGCAUUUCAAAGCUGGAAGGGACCUUAGAAAUCAUCUGGUUCAACCCUAUCAUUUGACAAAUGAGGAAACCACCUAGAGCAGUGAAAUGGCUUGCCCAUUGCAGCUAGUUAGUAGCUAGGCCUGGACGUGAGCCAUGGUGUCCUCAUACCUGUGCAAAAUUGUUCAAGAAAGGAGGAAGCAUUAAUUAAGCACCUACAACGUUCCAGGCACUGUGCUAAGUGCUUUUACAAAUAUUGUCUCAUUUGAUCCUCACAACAACCCUGGGAGCAACCCUUACCUACGAUACCCUCAGGUUUGCUGAAUUUGAAGAUUUCCCGGAGACUACAGAUCCUGUCUGGAUAUUGGGUAGAAAAUAUACCAUCUUCACAGAAAAAGAUGAGAUCCUUUCAGAUGUCACUUCUCGGCUUUGGUUCACAUAUAGGAAAAAUUUUCCAGCCAUUGGAGGAACAGGCCCAACCUCAGACACUGGCUGGGGCUGCAUGUUACGGUGUGGCCAGAUGAUCUUUGCACAGGCCCUCGUCUGCAGGCACCUAGGCAGAGAUUGGAGAUGGAAGCAAGGGAGAAGGCAGACAGACAACUACUUCAACGUUCUCAACGCCUUCAUUGACAAAAAGGACAGCUAUUACUCCAUCCACCAGAUAGCUCAAAUGGGAGUUGGAGAGGGCAAGUCCAUAGGCCAGUGGUAUGGACCAAACACAGUUGCACAAGUUCUCAAGAAACUGGCUGUUUUUGAUACGUGGAGCUCCCUGGCGGUGCACAUAGCAAUGGACAACACGGUGGUUAUGGAAGACAUAAGGAGGUUGUGCAAGGCAAAUUUUUCCCACACUGACGCGGCUGCACUUCCUCCUGAUUCAGACCUGCUCUCCAAUGGGUACCCACCUGGAGCCGAGGUCACUGACAGGCUGUCACAGUGGAGACCACUGGUGUUACUGAUACCUCUCCGCCUUGGGCUCACAGAUAUCAACGAAGCUUACACGGAAACCCUAAAGCACUGCUUUAUGAUGCCCCAGUCCCUGGGAGUAAUUGGAGGGAAGCCCAACAGUGCUCACUACUUCAUUGGAUAUGUAGGGGAGGAGCUGAUUUACCUGGACCCUCAUACGACCCAGGCUGCCGUGGAGCUGAGCAAUGGCGGCGUCAUCCCCGACGAGAGCUUCCACUGCCAGCACCCUCCGUGCCGCAUGAACAUCGGGGAGCUGGACCCCUCCAUCGCAGUGGGUUUUUUCUGCAAGUCUGAGGAAGAUUUCAAUGACUGGUGCCAACAAGUCAAAAAGUUGUCCCGGAUCCCAGGAGCCCUGCCGAUGUUUGAGCUGGUCGAACAUCAGCCAUCCCACUUCUCUUGCCCGGACGUUCUGAAUCUCUCACUAGAUUCUUCUGACGUAGAGAGACUGGAAAGAUUCUUUGAUUCAGAAGAUGAAGACUUUGAAAUUUUGUCCCUUUGAAAAGGCUAGGAAACGGACUUGCCCGACCUGUGUUGCGUGGGGGGUGGGGGGUGGGGAGGGAAGCCCCUCUGAGAGCCCGGCUCACCGGUUUUCAAAGGCGCUUGAUGACAUCCCAGUGUUCCAUCCAUCCUGGCGUGCGUGCAGCCUCAGAGCAGAGGGCGCAUCGUCUGCAUUCUGUCCUUGGAUCAGGAAUAUGUUUUCAUGGAAGCCUUAAUGCUUGGAGUCAGGAUUCUCAGCACAAAACACUUUCAGGAAGUGGAGUUACUGGUGCCUCGGUGUGGAAAGGUCACUCGUGUGGGAGGAGCAGAGCCAGACUGUGCUGUGUGGGGAGCCUGGAGACGUUCUCCCGCCUCCUCCGUGGCUGGGCCCUCUGGAGCAGCUGAGCUCAUGUCCAACUCCUAACGCUCUUUGCUUUGGUUUGCUUCGGAUAUAAAUUCCUCGUUUUAGUUAGGCAGCAGGAGCAAAGUCACCCUUCUUUCUGCCAGACGUCCCUCAAGCAGAAGGUUGAGGCCCAGCAUGUGGGACCUGGAGUGCACUCUCCCACAGAUUGAUGCUGCUCUUGCUUUAGGCACAGAAUUGUCUGUCGUUGUCUCCUAUAAGCUCUGUCCCUCUCCUACUCCAUUAUUUUUAAGGGCUACCCUGGGGGGUGGGAAUUAGACUGACUGAAUUUUAUUAUAUCAAGGUUUCUCGGGGGGAAGUCUUACAAUUGGCUAUUUCAGACCACUAAACACACACACACACAACCAAACUGUGAACAGUGUAUUUAAAACAAGACAGCAAGAGAGCGUGAUUUCUGCCCCUGGAGAGUUAGCGUGCCACUAAGGUCAUAGAUAGGAAGAGUAAAUUCUCUAAGUGAUUGCUGCCGCUUCUAGGAAGAUAUAAAACUUAAGGUGUGUCCAUCUCUUAAAUAGUACUGUUGGGCUCAAUCCUGCCUCAGCAUAAGACAACGGGGGUCCAGCAGUCUGUUUUUCUAUGAGGGAGAAGACAUUAAGAAAGAAACUUGCUUUUGCCAUCAAACCAGUAAUACAACUGUCCUUUGACAGGCAAGAAUAUUGGUGUCUCUAUGAAGAGGAGUCCUACUAUGGGCCCAUCUCAAGCCUCAGUUGUGUGGGAAGGCGUGAGGAGGAGGAGGUGACAGCUUGGGAGGGAGGAAUAAGUUCUGUAACCUACCCACUUGUAGUAAGUCAUGGCCAACAAACGGUAAUUCCUCUGGUGGUUUCCUGGCUUUCUUAAAUGUUAUCUAUGCUGGCAUUGGUUUGAUAUCCUUUUUAACCGAACAAUUAGUCUGGCUAUCCGGUGCUGCGAUGAUCUUAGAAACCAAUGGCAAAUCAUUGGAGUGGUUAUCCUGUAGUUAGGCCAGUGUUGGAUAUUCUCCAGCCCCUCACCCAAAAUGGCCCGUUUGUUUUUCUUUUGCCAUUGGGUUUGUAGUUAUAUCAUUCUAAUCUCCACUACUCUACAAAUGAAAACUAUCUUAGUUCUUAAGCUGCUCGGUAUCCAGCCCCAUUUCAGUACAAAAGAGCUGCCAUUUUCCCUCCAAGUGUUGUUACUUCUUAAGGAAAUGUUUAAGGAAUGGGGGAGGGAUCUUGAGGGGCCAUCUGUUAAUCAUGCAUACAGGGAAUAGGAGUGUCAUGUGGUCUUCCAGGAGAAAAAAAUCCUUUUUGCCACACUUUAUUCCUUAGUAAAAGAUAAAUCAGUAUCUGCAAAAAUACUAAGUGCCCAGGUUUUGCCACUCUUUGAUUUCUGCUUCUAUCCUUAGCAAGUAAAGGGGAAUAAAUCCUUAGGAAAUGAAUGCCUGAAUAUUCCGUUUCCUAUUGGCAAAUGAAGUGGACUCAGUGGACUGUAGUGCCAUAUGUCACACUGAAGUGGCUCCACAGCACCCUACUGAAGUCUACACAGAACAAACGCCUUCAUUUCCUUCCUUUUUCCUAUCCAUUCUUUGUCUUUCAUGUAUAUUUGGGGGUGGGUAAGGAGAGUGGGGAGAAGUCUCCACUUAGUGCUUUAUGUUUUUAUCUGAAUAAAUAACUGAUAAGCUUCUUAAAAGCUCUUUGAUUUCUGAAGCAUCACUCUGAAUUCCCACUGAAGUUGAUUUGUCUUCCUCUGGUUGAUGAUAUGGGUCGAAGAGGGUUCAUUUGAGAUCAAAAUCAUUGAAGAAAGUUUAUUUUUGUUUUAUUUAGGUGGGACUUUUACCCCUAAUGAAUGGUGGGAUUAUAUUCUGAAACACUAAACUCAAACCCUUGAAGAUUUUAACAACAGAAUCUGCCUUGUCUCUACUUUCUUCUUUUGUGGAUUCUUCUGUGGAAUAUAGCAGUGAAUCAUGGAAUAGCCAAUGCCUGUACUGUUUAUGGAACAUUAAUACUUCCUCUUCAGAGAUGGGAAUAUUCCUCCCGAUGCAUUUGGCAGAUUAAGAAAGUGUGUUGGGUCAAGACCACAGGCUCCAGAAUGACAAAUGGUGCACUUACCUGGGAAUUGUUCCCCUCCUAUGUUCUUCAUAUUCUCCUGCCUUCUUUUGAAUACUGUUAUGUCUUCUGCUGUGGGAGAAAUAGCUAGCCAUUCUUUGUGUAUUCUGUGCAUACUCCAGUAGUUGUGUCAUCAUUUGUACCUGGAAAUUAACCCCAGGGUCUCAAGAUCAUCAGGUGGUAAUCUUAAAGCUUAUGUACCAACCCAAGGUGGGGCAUGAAUCUCAUUGACAACCUUUGCAGUGUUGAGCUUGGCAUGUGGUCCCAGAAGUGUGUUAAACCUCAGUUGUUGGGUGAAGUAUUGGAAAUGCCUCCCACAAAUUCAUGGAAUAUGUCACAACACAUUUUUGUAUAUUGAUGCCACUUCAAGGGCUGUGACUAGUUUCGUGCUUGAUAAUGGUUGUGUAGACGUUCACUCUUGUCUGAUUUUGCGUCCACGUGCUGCUCAUUGUUGGGAUGCCCAGCUUCCUGGAAUACCUCAUUGAUCGGAUUAAUAGUAACCAAUGGGUGUUCCUCCAUUCAAAUCCAUGAAAGCCUUUGUUCUUUUCAGUCAGUUCUCAGGUUUUCCCAUCUUCUGGAAUGUAAAGGGUUUUCCCACUUAGCAAACUCUAAAAUAACCCAGUUAGUGCCAAAAUGCAUACAGAGUCUUGGGUGAAACUUUUUGAGAUGGAAAAGUCUCAAUAAGAAGAUAGUAGAAGUAUGUAUUCUUUUGAGUUCAGUGUGCCUGUUGUCUGGCAGAAAAGAAUAGUGAAGCACAGAAUUUUUUGGCUUUUUACCUAUCACUGUUUGGGUUUUGAUUUUUUUCUGGGGAAAUUUAGUUGAAGUUUUGGGGUAAGUUUUCAAGUGAAAGAUUAUAGCGUGAAAGAAUAGUCAUUAACACUUGUUUCUCCUUAAGUAAGCGCGUUCUGCCUUGGGGUGGGGGGGGCACAUUUUUUUAUUUCUUCAGUGUGUUUAACACAAAUUUUAGCCAAGAAAAAUAAAAGCGUUGUUUUUGGAAAACAUUAAUUUCCCAAGUGUGAGUGUACCUUUACCCUGAGAGGAACGCUUGCGUUUCUGUGAGACAUCUAUGGGUGCCCUUAUUAACGUGUAAAUUGUCGGUAGAUCCCAGAGGGCUGGUAGGUUACGCUGGUCCGAGCUUGCCUUUGGAUCUGGAGGUAAAAAGGAAUUAUGCUCGUGAAGCAUUCACGUACUUGUUGACAACCCUUCCUCUGUACAAGAAUUAUUGACUAGUUGAUAGCAGUCAAGGUACUGAACGGGAUGAGCUUUGUAGAAUUAACAAUUCAGAGUCAGUUUUGCUGCUAAACUGGAACUAUAUUCUAUUUUGUGCUGUAUGAAGUUCAACCCUGACAGAUGAGACUUGAACCCCAUCUGCUUUGCAGGAAUUCUCAAAACCUCAUUCAAAAUCAUAUCCCACAUGGACAGUGAGGGCAGCUUACAUGGAGGCUUCACCGUUGUCCCACUGGACCUCUUGCCAUUGAUGCUAUUGGAUGGCAUAGUUGAUUGGCUUGUUUUAUUUUCAGCACCCUUCCUUUGGUAGAGCGGCACCUAAAGGAUAAAAGGGCCCGAAGGGGCAAAGUCAUAGAAGGUUUCUCAAAAGUAUGGAAGAAACUUUAUUGUAGGAAUAGGUUGCUGCAAAAGGAAUAUGCCUUCCUGUAAUGCAAAGUAUGACCUCCUUGUUUGGAAAUGGUGUCAUAUUACCACCUAUUUUAAUUCUAAUCGGAAAGACUAAUACAAGACUUCGUUUCUCUCUGUGUUUGUCCCACCUUUAUCUGCUAUAACAGCAUCUGACUGUGCGUGGAGCAUCGUGGGCAGCCGUGAGGCUAGGCUGUGUGAGUAUUCUCCGUGGGCAUCCCACAGUAAUGGCUUUUGUGGCUGCUUUCCUAGUUCAGUUGUGCUGAGCAUCAUCAGUGGCAGAUUCCAGGACUUCAUCGGUUUGUCCUUGUGCUCUUCAGCCAGUUGGAUAGUUGUCAUUGGUAAAGCUGGACCCAUAAGCUUACAGCUUGUCCCAUUCUUUAACUCUGUCAUGAAAGGGCUGCAAAGUAGGCUGCCAGUUCUAGCCUUUGCCUUAGUUUAUUGCUCUCGUCAUUGGGACCUAAGACCCGGGAAUAAUUCUUUCCUAGGUGGGAUGCUGUAGUUCAUCCAGGUAUGCAGUAUAGAGCUGAAAUCGAGGGAUAUGGUGGUAGAUGGAAGGGUCUUUCCUGGCUCUGGUUCAAGUCUGACUCAUAUUCAUUAUCUGUGUGACUUUGGGCAAGCCACUUCCUAAUUUCCCUAGGCCUCAGUUUCCUCAUAUGUUAAACGAUUCUGAUUGAGCUUUCUCCCAUCUUUAGGUCUGUUAUAACCCUAAUCUGCUGUAGUUUUCAUAAUCUUGGGGGCAUCAGUGAAUGUGCCCCUCUGACUGCUAGUCAUGUCUGUUUGUGACCAGCCUGCCUUUCGCAGCCAGUUGUGGGCUCCCUUCUUGUGUGGCUUGAGUGCUAGGGGGCGUGUUUGCAAAGUUGUUUUGCUUAUGAAAGGUCCUUAUAACACUUGGAGUUUUAUCAUUUUUAUUUUUAUAUCCUAUAUUAUUAUUCUGAGGCAUGGCGUGCCGUGAUCUUCAGGCAUCAAGCUUCAGGAGCAGGCUAGGGGCUUCUGUGUCAGGAUGCCAUUUGGGAUCCGUGAAGAGCACUGCUUGGUUUCCCAGCUGCAGUCUAGAUUCUUCCUUCCUGUGGAUCAGUAGCUCAGAGAAGGGAGGAAGGGUUCCCCACCAUGUUUUAGGGAGCAGCUUUUAUCUUGGUCAGGAAUAUUGGAUGUCUUGGACUGCCUGCCAGCCUUCUCUGGGCUCUCUUGUUUUGUCUUUAUCAGCACGCUCUCGGACAAUGAAUUACCGAGACAGCUAUCCAAGAACUGUCUGUCCAUAGGAAUUAUCUGCUUGGGUCAGUGCGGUUGGGCCGAGUAAUCUAUUGAUUGAGAAAAGUAACCUGUAGUUUAUUGAGUGUCUUCUGUGUGUGCUCCUAAGACUGGGCAAUUUCUUUACAGUCGCUUUCUGUGAGCCUGUUUAGGUACAAGUCCUAGAGACCAGCCUCCAGGUUCCUUUGAUCACAUUAAAGCAGCAUUCAGUCAUUUAGUUAAUAAUGGCAGGAAAGCAGACAGCCUAUUGAUGGCGUUAUCUCCGAAUGACCAAAGCAACCAGUGGGUGCCUCUAGUUCAUCUGGUGCUUGGCAAGUGGAGUUUAAUAAAUGCUUUUCGACUGCCUCCAGCAAAAAUCACCUCAAAGUAUAACCCAAAUUUCUUCAGGUCGCUUUUUGCUUUGUUCUUGGCAUCUUUGGGCCUUUGCCCUCCUUUCCAAAGGAAGAGGUCUAAUCUUAGUUACUUUCACUUCCCUUUUAAGUAUCUUAAGCAUUUCAUCCAAUCUAGAAAUCUUUCGUUUCUUUAGGCCUGGUAGGGAGUUCAGUUCAGUUGUCUCAUUUUACAGAUGUGGAUGCAGAAGUCAAGUGACUUGUCUCCGGCGACGUGUGGUUUGAAGUAGCAGGAUGAGGAGGUGGAACCCGAGGGACCUUUCUGUCCUCCAGUGUAGCUGGAAGUGCCAAGACUGCAGCAAGUGCCUGUCCAUGUCCAGAGCCAAUGUUGCUGUGAGGUCGCCUCCACCUUUUGUGGCAGCUGUUUGGCAGUGGGUCUUGGUGAACUUCAUUGCUAUUUGGACGCUUUUAAAUGCUCCCUGUGUCACUUGCAAUGCAGCAGCCCCAGAGUGAGACCAGGCAGGCAGCUCUUAGCAGUUUUGUUGGGGGAUUUGGAGUUUUCAAGGGCGGUUUCUUGAGUGUUGUGUUUUUUAAAUUUCCUUCUCAGCAAAAAUCUUUCUCCUGCCCGCUCCUGUCCCACUCCUUAUUAUUCAACUUGAAAAUAAGAACUCUUCUUGCUGUUAUCACGGAUAAUCAAGCAAAACAAAUUUCCAUGUUGGCCAUAUCUAAAAGAAAAGAUACAUGAAUCCACAUGUGUUUAUGUGUUCGUUUCACUUCUGACCUCAGACACCCACCAGCUGAGCAAGACCCUUAAACCUCUGCUUGCCUCAGUUUCCUCUACUGUAAAAUGGGGAGAGCUUUACAUUUUUGAGUGUUGCUCUCAUAAGACAGGCAAAAUCAGAAGCAUAUGUCUGUUGAGAGGGUAGAAAAAAUGGCUUUAUUUCUUUUUGGAAUUCUAGUCUGGGACUGUGGGAGCUGGGAAAGUAGUAAUUGUUUGCAUUUCUAUUGCAAGACACGUGGCAAAUGUUGAACUCUGAACCUUGAUUGUCAGGAAGUCAGUGGCAGGGUAUCACCCCCUUGAACAGAUGAGAGAGCAGAAGGAAGUUUAGAGAAAGAAAAGGAUUUGCUACUACUAGGAGACAGGGCUAGACCUGGAGCCCAGUUGGCUCUAAGCCCCACAUUCUUUCAACACCCCAAUGUAACUACCUCUGUUCAAGAACUUGUUCAUGCUUUGGUACUAGUUUAGACAGUGAUACUAGGUGCUGCUGAGACAUUCUUUUUGAAAAUGGGUGGUCAGUAGUAAACUUUGACUCCUUUGGGAAGGGUCGAUGAUGAUGGUUCCCCUAACUGAAUUAUACUAAUACAAGAAGGGCUUUUCAGUGAAGGAAAAGGGAAAUUGUGUACGUGUUAAUAUUUGUGGAAAUAGAAGAUGGUAUUUUCUGCCCUUUUUUUCACUUGGUGGUGGUGUGAUCAGCUUUUGAGACUAGGACAUGAAGUUCCUUUUACAGAGCCCUGGGAGGUCCUCCUGAGAUUGCUAGAGGGCAAGGUCAGUCUUAAUGAACUUAAGUUAGCUUGCUUCCCCAGAGAGAGAACUGAACCGCCUUCUCCACUCUGAGCUCCCACGUAGGCAAGAGGAUGCAUUUCCCCUGUCCCGAUGACUAAUCCUGCUCCUUUCAGUCCUACAAAGCUGUAGUAUUGAACAGAUGUUUGAAUUGGGUUCUUCACUGAGAUAGACCACAGUGUGGGGAGGAAACAAGGUGGGAUGGGAGUAUGCCCUUGAUGUUGGACAUGGAAGUGGUGCUCCUGUGUGGUCAUGGAGUUGUUUUCAGAUAAGGAGCAUUUGGAUUGGAGUGACUUACCUGAAUUUUUUUUUGUUCCUAAUAGCUCCUCCAACCAAGGUUAUCCAUCUAGGAGGUGAUCAAAGGUGGGAUAAGGACAGUUCACAGGAGGGUCUUUGUUCCCUUUUUUCCUGUUAUGAACUGAUUUGUUCAGUGUUCAGUCAUAUUCCUGGCUUUUUAUGAAAGAUCUUAAUUGAAGCAACUGACUAAAGCCUGUUCAUUAGAAUAAACUGAGAUUCUGGGGUUUGUGAACCCAGAACCCUAGGGAAGUGGGAAAGGCUUCCCAGGCCUAUGAGCCAACACCAUGGGAGUACCACAUCCUUGACUUCCUUUCUCAAACCCUGUUGCUCUUGUAUGGAUGAGAAGUGACUAUUUUGGAUCCCCAAUAUCCCUUCCUUCAUGUGAUAGAUUGAUUCAUAGUUCCCAAACCAGAAGGAAACUUAGAAGGCUAGAUCUAGUCCAGGAGCUGUUAACCAUUUUUUGUGCCAUGAACCCCUGGGAAAUUUGCUGAAACAUCUAAGUUCUUCUCAGAAUGUUUUUAAAUGCUAAAAUAAAAUAUCUAGGAAUACAAAGGAACUUAGUUAUAUUAAAAUAUAAAUUUCACAGACUCCCUCAUCUCAUUUUACCUCAUUUUACCAAUGAUAUCCCACAUUUGUCUAGCACUUAGAGGCUUAUUAAGUUCUUUUCUUGGAACUUCCUAGGUGAACUCUUAGGUUUCUCUGUGUACUUCUCAUCAUUUAUAUCCCUUUGUCUUCACUUUCACACUAUCUCACACCUUGGUGCCCAUAUGUUAGCCGUCAUCCUCCCAGAGCCUCUCCAAGCUCUAAAAUAAUCGGUGAUUUGUGCUUAUGGACGGUAACAUCCAGACUUUCAACUCUGAUUAGUUAAUGGUUUGCCUGAAAAAAAAUUUUUUUUUAACCUUUGCCUUCCAUCUUGGAAUCAAUAGUGUGUAUUGCUUCUAAUGCAAGAGUGGUAAAAGCUAUGGGUUGUGACUUGUCCUGGGUUGCGCUACAAAACUUGAGCUGUAUUUUCCUGAGAACUUCUCCAGGCCACUUCUUGGCUGUCUCUACUCCCUCCCCUCCAAGCUCCACCUUUCUCUGUUAGAAUGUAAGCCCCUCGAGGGCAGACUUGCUUAGCUGGAAACAAUAAAUGCUUUCUCCAAAUUUCAGAUUCCUGCACAAAGGAGGCAGUUUUUUAUUAGAAAAAUUUUAUUUAAUUGAUUUAGAAUAUUUUUCCCUGGUUACAUGAUUCAUGUUCUUUUCCUCCCUUCCUCCCACCCCCCUCUUAUAGCUGGUGCAUGUUUUACAUAUGUCAUUGAUCAAGACCUAGUUCCAUAUUAUUGAUAUUUGCACUAGAGUGAUCGUUUAGAGCCUACAUCCCCAAUCAUAUCCCCACUGAACCAUGUGAUCAAGCAGUUGUUUUUCUUCUGCAUUUCUGCUCACACAGUUCUUUCUCUGGAUGUGGAUACAUUCUUUCUCUUAAGUCCCUCAGGAUUGUCCUGGGUCAUUGCAUUGUUACUAGUAGCAAAGUCAGUUACAUUCAAUUGUGCUACAAUGUAUCCAUCUCUGUACCAUGUUCUCCUGGUUUGCUCUUUUGGCUCUUCAUCCAUUCUUGGAGGUCGCUCCAGUUCACAUGGAAUUCCUCCAGUUCUUUAUUACAAAGGAGGCAUUUCAUCAGUGUUUGUUAAGAUGGACAGUUCAGGGAUUGUCUUCAUUUUCUACAGCUCCCAGAGUGUUGGCAGCCUGCAAUGGAGCUUGAUGUGCUCUGACUCUACAGACAACUGGGGCCCAGAGACAGAUUGGGCCCUUUUAAGAGUAGGCCAAGUCGAUGUUUGGCAAGGCAAUCCCUUGAGAACAAUUAAGUCAAAAAACUAGGUUUACGUUCUCAUCAGUUACCCUGCUUGGGCACAUAUUGAGAGCAAAUGCAAAGGCAUUGCAGGUACAGAACUUGCUGCCUACACAGUGAAAAAGUUUGGUGAGAUGCAGAAAGAGGGCAAGAAUGAAGAUCAGGCUGGGUCUCAGUGUUGCCUCCUCUGUAAGAGGAUGGCAUUCUCGGGAACCUCGAGUGGCUGGCUACUGCCAAGAUCAAAUGGAAAUUCCUUGCUAAAUGUUCUAAGUACAACUUUGACUCCUCAGAUUUAUUCUAUCAUCUGAUGAGCUGGUCAACUUGGAUGAGUCUCCAUUUUUCCCCCAUUCCAGACAACAAUGAUUACCCAUGGCUGUUGUAGGGAAUGUAUUUUGUGAACCAGAUGCUAUUUGUAAGGCCCCAGCUCUAAAAUAAUCAGUGAUUUAUGCCUCUGGACUGUAACAUCCAGACUUCCAAGUCUGAUUAAUUGAUGGAUUGCCCAAAUGUUUUUUUUUUUUAAACCUUUACCUCCCAUCUUAGGAUCAAUACUGUAGUGGUUCUAAGGCAGAAGAGCAGCAAGGGCUAGGUGAUGGAGGUUAAGUGACUUGCCCAGGGUCACACAGCCAGGAAGUGUCUAAGUACACUGAAAAAGGUUUUAAAAUGUAUUGAGGGCCCUUGACCUUUUGUGCAUUGUGAAAUUUAGAUGGUUUUCUACUUCCAGAAAGACCACUUUGGUUCAUUCAGUAGAAUGGAUGUCAUGAGAUUGUUUAGUGCAGGAUAAUACAUUACUGUGUGCUCAAAAGGCAACACAUGGCAAGAUUAGGGGAGUUUUCCCAAUAGGUUUAUUUCUAGUCUGAGGAAAUAGUCAGCGAGGCAAGUGAAAUGCUUUAGUUUGCCUUCCACACUUUCUCUUUGGAUGGAAGAUUUUCUUUGCCUUCUUUUCCUCUGAAAGUUGUUGGGUUAAAAUUCCAGUAAAUGUCCUUGGGAAUGGGAGCAGGCCGAGCUCAAACAGGAUCUCAAACAGGAUUCUUGUACUCCUAAGCUUCUGAUUAUUCAGGGUUCUAAUUACUCUUGCUCAAGGGCAGAGGUGUAGAAAAGUGAACUAAGCUGCUGGUUUGCUCCAGGCUUGUAGCUCCAAUAAAAGUUGGCAGGAGCACCUGUCUGGCGCUCUGGCAGUCCUGGUUUACAUAGAGUCCAUGUCAUGAAGAGGUACCACCUGUGAGGAGCACUGUGCUUCUGAGGGCUCCUGGGUGUCCCUCAGAGAGGUGAGGACCAGGGGAUGAUCUCCAUGUUUCUGUCUAGAUCUGUGUAUGGGGUUGACCCACAAAUACUAGAAAAUCUUGGUUUUCAGAAGUUGUUUUUGUUAGGCUGGUGUUAUUCUUCUGUGUUACUUGGGGGAAAUUUCUUUUUGAAAAAGGAAAAUGUGAUUAUUUGGAAGGCAGCUAAGACUGUUCUAACAGUGAUUUGUGGGAUAUGGCCACCACCAGGUCUUUCUGUGAUCACCCAAAUGUUCUGGGCUCAGAUUCACAGUGGGAGCCAGCCAGAAAUCUUUACCUAAGUUACAUGAAAGCCCCUAUCAAGUCUGAAAGUCCAUCUGAGGCCACUGGGAGCCUCAGUGGAUAGAGACACUGGACUUGAAAUCAGGAAGACCUGAGUUCAAAUGUUGCCCAAGAUACUUGCUAGUUAUAGGAACUUGGAUGAGUUAUUAAGCCUCCUUCCCUCUCAGUUUUGUUAUCUAUAAAAUGGAGGUAAUUACAGCCCUUCUACCUUGUGGGGUUAUUGUGAUAACGAGCUGACUGGCAAACAUUUUACUGAAUUCUCAGCUAGAAGCUGCUUCCCUUACUCAGAGAUAGGAGGAACAAGAUGGCACAAUCUUUAUUAAUAAAAGGUAAACCCAGAGCCAUGAGGGGCCUUGAGGAAUGAUGGACGGGUGUGAUCAGUAUGAUCAGCUCUCUGCAGAGCAGACAACCUUUAAACCGUAUGAUUUUCUGAAGAAAUCAGUAGAGCGGAUUUCCCUGGCAAACCCUACAAAGAAAAGAGUGAGGAGGCUCUGACAGAAAUGCCCUCAGAUGCUUGCCAUUAACUACUUCGCCCAGUGUUAGUGUGAACGUCCCUGUAGCUACAGCCUACACGAGCCAAUCAAACAAUGGAUGUGAAUCCAAUGCCCUUCACCUCAGAACGGACUGGAAACACAUCAUCCUCUUGUACCCAGCGAGCACCCAGCUCUGCCUGGAGUAUGGCUCAGGGUGGCCCCGAAAGGCGGGUGCACAGAUCCCCCCAGGCGACACUUGGUCAACUCCUACAGCCAAGCUCAUUUUACACAUGCACAUACACACAGGAAUGAUGCAUCCUGCUGACAUUCCCAGGCUUUAUGAUGUUUUUCAGGGUAGCUAAUAGGAGUUAUUUCAUGUAGAUAAAGCAUUUGUUCCACAUUUAUGGGGUGCAACGCACUGUGCUAAGCAAUGUACCUGGAUUCUUGGAAAAGUUCUGUUUAUUCCUAACCUCCAAUCUGACUUUCACAUUCUAAUAAAGGUGUUUGGAAAUAGGG
Messenger RNA from Monodelphis domestica (gray short-tailed opossum), 16217 nucleotides. The record is from RefSeq and is a predicted model, not a curated record. NCBI's taxonomy places the organism in Eukaryota, Metazoa, Chordata, Mammalia, Didelphimorphia, Didelphidae.